Molecule: messenger RNA, 2978 nt
Organism: Erythranthe guttata (spotted monkey flower)
Lineage: Eukaryota; Viridiplantae; Streptophyta; Magnoliopsida; Lamiales; Phrymaceae
Product: G-type lectin S-receptor-like serine/threonine-protein kinase At1g34300
Biological process (GO): protein phosphorylation; recognition of pollen
Molecular function (GO): ATP binding; protein serine/threonine kinase activity
Source: RefSeq, a predicted model, not a curated record
UUCAGGAAAUGGAGGAGGAAAUAAGCAUAAGAGGACGGUGAAUUAGAAAUUUUAAGGAUAAUUUCGAUAUUUUAAAUAAACUUAGUGGUGAAUUGAGAUAAUUUGGAUUUGGAAAAUAACACAGCUCAUAAAAAUAUAUUUUACUUGAGAGCAAGUAGAAGGGCAAGACUGUGUAUUCAACUCCUUCCUAGUUGGGUUUGAAUUCAACGCUGACCAAUAAAAUAAGGCUCUGUUUGCCCACUGUGCUUACACCAUUUUUCUUCCACGCAGUUGAAUUCAACGCUCACCAAACAGAGCCUUAUUUUCCAUGCGAUUGAAUCCGCCAUUAAAAUCCCCCAAAAAAAGCUUCAGCUAAUUCACUCAGUUUAUUAACCCAACCCAACCAUGCCUUCCUCCAACAAUUUUCUCUCUCUACAUCUCUUCUUCUUCUUCCUCCUCACAGCCUCAAUUCUGAAACCCUCCUCUUCCCAACAGCAAACCAACAUCUCCUCCUUCUCCUCCUCCGCCUCCCCAUGGCGGCCCAAUCAAAACCAGAUACUCCUCUCCCCCAACUCCGUCUUCGCCGCCGGAUUCCGCCGCCUCGAAAACUCCCCAUCUCUCUACACCUUCUCCGUCUGGUACCACAACAUCUCCUCAAACGACGUCGUCUGGUCUGCCAACCCCCUCUCCCCCGUUUCCUCCGCCGCCUCUCUGCUCAUCUCCACCUCCGGCGAGCUCCGGCUAGUCAAUUCCUCCGUCAACGGCCCGAAUCUCUGGCCUUCUCCGGCCGCCGGAAUCGCCAACAGAACUCGGCUUUCGCUACUCAACACAGGUAACCUCGUCUACGGUGCUAGUUUUCGAAGUUUCUUUUUCCCGACAAACACGAUUCUCCCCGGUCAACAAAUAAACGAAACGAUUCUCGUUUCGAAAAACGGCAAGUUCAUGUUCGAUUCCCGGCAGCUGAUUUUCACCGGUAGGAACGACACUUACUGGACUAAUUCAGGCAAUCAGACGUUUAUGAUUCUAGAUAAUUUGGGUGUUGUUUCGUACGGCGAUAACAGUAUGUAUUACGCCUCGGAUUUCGGUGUCGAAAAGUUGAGAAGGUUGACCCUCGAUGAAGAUGGGAACCUCAGGCUGUAUAGCUACGACGAAUUGUCGAGUGAAUGGAUUGUCGGAUGGCAAGCGCAGUUUCAACUAUGUACGAUUCACGGUACUUGCGGGCCCAACUCGAUAUGCUUGUACGAUGCGUCGAAACUUUCGACGUCCUGCGUUUGCCCGCCCGGUUAUCGGAAGGGGGCCGAAUCCGAUGGUUAUUCGUGCGAGUUGAAGAUUCCAAUAGCCGAGAAAAGCAAGUUUCUGAAACUCGAUUUCGUUAACUUCACGGGCGGGUCGAACCAAAUCGACAUCAAGGUUCACAGUUUUAGUACGUGUGAGUCCCGUUGUUUGUCCGAACGGAAUUGCUUGGGUUUCAUGUUUAAGUACGACGGAUCGAAUUAUUGCGUUCUCCAAUUGGAUACGAUGGUUGAUGGAUAUUGGUCUCCGGGCACGGAAACCGCUAUGUUCUUGAGGGUCGACGCGUCGGAAAGCGAUGUAUCGAAUUUCACCGGCAUGACGAAUUUGAUGCAAACUAUGUGUCCGGUGAAGAUAAGGCUCCCUCAACCUCCGGAAGAAUCUACAACCACAAGUCGGAAUAUAGCGAUUAUAUGCGCUCUCUUCGCGGCGGAGCUAUUUAGUGGCAUGUUCUUCUUUUGGGCGUUUCUCAAGAAGUAUAUCAAGUAUAGGGACAUGGCUAGCACGUUCGGGCUUGAAGUCAUGCCUUCCGGUGGGCCCAAGAGGUUUAGUUACAACGAGCUUAAAGUAGCCACUAAUGAUUUCUCGAAUGUAAUUGGAAGAGGCGGAUUCGGUGUUGUUUACAUGGGCAAAUUGAGCGAUGGGCGGGUGGUGGCGGUGAAGUGCUUGAAGAAUGUCGGUGGCGGCGAUGGGGAUUUUUGGGCGGAGGUCACGAUUAUCGCGCGUAUGCACCACCUCAAUUUGGUGAGGUUGUGGGGAUUUUGUGCCGAAAAGGGUAGAAGGAUAUUAGUUUACGAGUAUGUUUCGAACGGGUCGCUAGACGAGUUCUUGUUCCAAACUGUCGGAGCCGACCCGUCAGAAACGGGCGAGCCAAUCAUGGGUUCGAAUAACAAACCGAUCUUUGAUUGGAAUAUACGGUACCGUAUCGCAUUGGGGGUGGCGAGGGCAAUAGCGUACUUGCACGAGGAAUGCUUGGAGUGGGUCCUACACUGCGACAUCAAGCCCGAAAACAUACUCCUAGGCGACGACUUUUGCCCUAAAGUGUCGGAUUUCGGGCUUGCCAAGUUGAAGAAGAAGGAGGACAUGAUUAGCGUCUCGAAAAUACGCGGGACCCCUGGGUACAUGGCGCCCGAGUGGGCCCAGCCCGAGCCGAUAACUUCGAAGGCGGACGUGUAUAGCUACGGAUUGGUGCUUCUUGAAAUCGUGAGCGGGUCGAGGAAUAGUACGCAGUUGGAUCCGAAGGUGGAGAGCGAUCAAUGGUUCUUUCCGAGGUGGGCUUUCGAUAAGGUGUUCACGGAGAUGAAUGUGGAGGACAUUUUGGACCGUCGGAUCAAGCACAUCUACGAUAGUAAAGAGCACUUCGAUAUGAUCAAUCGGAUGCUCAAGACUGCGAUGUGGUGCCUUCAACACAAGGCGGAGAGUCGACCGUCGAUGGGGAAGGUGGCUAAGAUGCUCGAAGGGACGGUCGAGAUUACCGAGCCGAAGAAGCCCACUAUAUUUUUCUUGGAUGAUUGAGAUGUGUAACUAAUUUUGUUUGUUUUUUUAUAGGAGCAAGUUGUGUUGAUUAUUGUAUUAUUAGCAUUUUGUCUUUUGUAUAAUUUAAUAAAUUGUAUAAGAAGAAUGUAAUAAAUUAGAAGUCUUGUUUGGACCACAAACUCAAGUCGGUCUUCUUUUGAAUUAUUUAUAGAUUCGAAAAUUAAAAUGUUAAA